UAUGACAGUGAUACCCUGGUGAAACACUGGUACAGUACUAGUGUUGAGUGUGGAGUGUAUAGAGAAUAGGAGAGUGUAUUAGGAGUUUGUUUGGUUGAGUGGUGACAGCGAGAGUGCAUUACUGUAUGAUAUCGUGGUUGUUGUCGUAGUGGACAACUUGUGGUGCUUGUGGUGACAACUGGAUCAUUGUGGACAUUGUGGACAGACAUGUUGGCUCUGGUGAACCGGAUCCUCGAUUGGCUGAAGAGCCUGUUCUGGAAGGAAGAGAUGGAACUGACUUUAGUUGGUCUGCAAUACUCAGGCAAAACCACUUUCGUCAAUGUGAUCGCUUCUGGACAAUUCUGUGAAGACAUGAUCCCAACGGUGGGCUUCAACAUGAGGAAAGUGACCAAAGGAAAUGUGACCAUCAAAAUUUGGGACAUCGGCGGUCAGCCCAGGUUCAGGUCGAUGUGGGAACGGUAUUGUCGUGGAGUGAAUGCCAUUGUGUAUAUGGUGGACGCGGCCGAUCACGAGAAGGUGGAGGCGUCGCGUAACGAACUCCAUAACCUACUGGAAAAGCCACAGUUGGCGGGCAUACCGGUGCUCGUGUUGGGCAACAAACGAGAUCUGGCCAAUAGUCUCGAUGAGAAGGAACUCAUUGAACAGAUGAAUUUGGCGGCCAUUCAGGACCGGGAGAUCUGUUGUUAUUCGAUAUCUUGCAAAGAGAAGGACAACAUCGACAUUACCCUCCAAUGGCUCAUCUCUCACUCCAAGUCGGGAUCCCGACCAAGUUUUAGGUGUUCUAGAAUUGAAUGGUCCAUUGGAUCCAUGGAACCCAUUGGAUGGGCUAAUGCGGUGUUGAGUCCAGCGUCUGAACCAAACAAUGAUAAUGAGAAUAAAUGGCAUAAUUAAGAGCCACCAGAGAAUCCAAAGGAACCAUAGACUCGUAACGGAUCUUCACUUUGACAAUCAGUGUCUGUCCAACAUUUAUAAGGCAAACAUUUAGCAGCGGUUGAGUUAAAGCGAUGAUUUGGUCGGCAAAGGCACGUGUGGUCAACACAGAUUUGAUGGUUGUCCCCGAAUUGAGUGCAAUCAUUGGUCUCAUUGCACGGCUUAUUAAUCAUGGUUUGGCAUAAAUGAGUGUUUGUGUCGAUGUGGUAAUAGUUGUGACAUUGAUUGCAACUAUUAUUAUAACAAAUGCGUUUGGGAUCCAAUUGAUUGCAAUCGUUGUCAGACUGACAUGACUUACGAAUACAAGCCAUAAGGUGUUCAUCGAAAGCAUAGUUGGGCUCACAUUCACACGAAUUGUUGAAACAGAAUUCAUUUGGUCGACAGUCGGCACCAGAAACACAUGACUUCUUACAAUAUUUGGUGACAAGAAUUGAAUUUAGGAUUUCUUACAAAUCCAUAAUCGCAUUGACAAGACUUGUGAAGCCAUAGGAAAUCCAAUUUACAAAUUAGAUUCUUAUCCAAAGUUUGACAAUCACUGUCUGUUUUACAUAUAAAUGGUUGACACUCUUUGGUCGUUGAGUUCCACUCAUAAUUUACAUUACAUUUGCAUUCAUUGAUAAAACACAUUUGAUUUUUGCCC
This is a messenger RNA of Oppiella nova, 1570 nucleotides long. NCBI's taxonomy places the organism in Eukaryota, Metazoa, Arthropoda, Arachnida, Sarcoptiformes, Oppiidae. The record is from the annotation of a GenBank genome assembly.